CCCGCACUCUGACGUCGACGAAAUGGAGACGAACACAAGAACGAUUUGCUGUUUGGUUUUGUUCGCUGUGACAGUUCUACCAAUCGUCAUGGCCGUGGACUGCAAACAGGCGCCCGAUACCGGCCCGUGCUUAGCCAACAUGGUCCGGUGGGCAUUCGACUCGCCAAAGGGGAAGUGUGUGCCGUUCCCGUACGGUGGCUGCAAUGGUAACUCAAACAACUUUCUCACGUUGAAGGCAUGCACCAGCUCUUGCAGUAAUGUGAGAUUUUACGCCAACAGACGCCCAAGAACGUGGAUGUGGCCAAAGGAACCAAGGGACGACAACAUGUUACUCACUUCAUCAGAGACCCUAUAAAUUUAAAACGAUCGGGGUAGAACCACAAAAUUUAAGACAUCAAAAUGACUUGGCGUAUAGGAUGAUACAGCGAUUCUUUCACAUGGCAUUCCAUGUCACUGUAAUUAGUUUUGUGUUAAUUAGUUUGUACACUAAUUAAGUUAACAGUUAAGUAAACAGUUAAUUAGUUUAUAAUUAGUUUGUACACACUAAUUAUCUCGAGGUAUUUUGACAAUUUUUCGUAUGAAGCGACAACGAGAUGAACAUCUCCCGACGUAUGGCUUGUUGUAAAUACAAAACAUCGGUACAAACAGACAGUUCUUAUGGAUCUGACAUUACAAGCCUUAUUCGAAACCACGGCUUCGGCUUCAGAUUCGGCUAAGGCUAGAUUGGCCCCGCGACUGCUUUGCGUAUACAUGCUCAGGGCUUCAGACGGGCUGAAGCUGAAUAAGCCGAAGCCGUGGUUUCGAAAAGGGCCUUAGUCUUGAUGUAUUAUGUCUAAAAAAGAACUUAGUGCGUUACACUGCCAAUUAGCAACUGGCUAACUAAGCAUUGUUUGUAAUAUUACUCUGUGUAUAUAUUUAGUUAAAAUCCCUGAUUUUACCCGACUUCUAUGAACACUUGAGAAACUUGUUAAAGAUUUAGUGGCGAGGGCAAGGUCGUUUACCCUCCGGAAUUUUUACAAAAUAGACUGGUCCGCUGUCUCAAAGGGAAUUACACUGUGUCUCGUACACAAACGACCCUAUACAGUAUGCCGUGCAGUAAUAAUAUUUGUUGACAUACCUGACCACACCCAUGCAAAUUUUCAUGGGAACACAUAUUCAGUAAAGAAACACGUUGCCUUGGAUCGGUCGAGUUGGUCUUUGAACAGCGUUUGUAACCGUUUGUUGAAAAUGCAUAUG
Asterias rubens (European starfish) is the source of this 1236-nucleotide messenger RNA. RefSeq names its product amyloid-beta A4 protein-like. The record is from RefSeq and is a predicted model, not a curated record. The coding region runs from base 23 to 355 and encodes 110 amino acids. The transcript has 3 exons. NCBI's taxonomy places the organism in Eukaryota, Metazoa, Echinodermata, Asteroidea, Forcipulatida, Asteriidae. Gene Ontology annotation, molecular function: serine-type endopeptidase inhibitor activity.